This is a messenger RNA of Capsaspora owczarzaki ATCC 30864, 2415 nucleotides long. RefSeq lists its product as hypothetical. Gene Ontology annotation, cellular component: nucleus. The transcript has a single exon. The coding region runs from base 64 to 2403 and encodes 779 amino acids. Lineage: Eukaryota; Filasterea; Ministeriida; Capsasporidae. The record is from RefSeq and is a predicted model, not a curated record. Gene Ontology annotation, molecular function: protein binding.
UGGAUUGCACUUCUCUCUGGGACUGUUUUGCUUUGUCAGUUGUCAGGUGAACGAGUCUCGGAGAUGAUCAAGACGACGUCCUCGCGGCACAAGCAGCGAUCGUACAGAGUGCCAGGCGGCGGAUUGUCACACGAGGACGCAAACGAAACUGGUGAUGAUGACUCGAGACUCGGUGCCCAGCCAUCAUCAUCAUCAAGUCAUGCAAGUGCUGCAGGCCCAGCAGAUGCCAAGACAGAGAGCAAGAAGGAGCCGGCGAGCGCUGUUGACGCACAAGUUCAAGCCAAGAACACCAGCCCAGCCACCGAAGCGCACCCUCUGCUGCCGGACAACCACGAGCUAUGGACGCGUGCAUGGUUUGGAUCUGCAUCUAAGAGUGGUGCUGCCCCGGUUGCCGCUGAGCGGGUGCCGGUCGCGAUUCGCAACGUCCCUGCAGCUGGAAAUGGACUGUUUGCCACGCGCGCCAUCGCUCCAGGCGAGUGCAUCUUCACAGAGCCGCCUAUUGCAGUGGCAUACGAUGCAGACCAGCUCGAUCUCUACUGCCAUCGCUGUGGGCUCAUGGCGCGCAACCAAUCGUCAGCUUUGGGCGUCGUGUCUCAGAGCGACGAGCCGUAUCUUUCCGAGUUUGAGUGCGCCGCGGUCACCCCGUGCGAGCGAUGCAAGUAUGCACACUAUUGCUCGACGGAUUGCCAGCGGACCGACGCGACACGACACCAGCCAAUGUGCGACGCGCUGUGUCGCAUUGCACCUCGCGUUCCGCAGCGGUCAGUCAUGCUGGUGUGCACCAUGCUCUGGCAGCACCAGCGCGAACAGCAACAACAGCAACAGCAACAGACCUCAUCAGCAGCUGCAGCACCUCAAUUGCUCGCGCACAGUGCUCCCGUAUCCGUGAAUGAAGCACUGCUACGGCUGCAAACGCACCGCGACAAACUCUCCGUCAAGGAGGCAGAGGAAAUUGCAUCUGGAACCUUCCUUGUUCGUCACAUUUUAUCAUCUGCAUCCAACCAAGUCGUCAUUGACAAUCUGGGCGCUGGCAAGUCGAGUGGGGCGUCAAAGUCGGCCAUCUCGAAACCACAGGAGCAGUACGACGACGACGACGACGACGACGACGAAUGGGUGGACGCCUUACGUGCCCAGCACGAUGCCACUCAUGCGGAGGCUGCAGCAUCCUUCCAUCUGUCCUCGCGACUUGACGAUGCCCCGUUUCUGGAAAGUUCCUCCGGCUCAACCAAUUCCGCUUCUGCACCAACAGACAGCUCGGACAAUGCGUUUGCUCCCGAGAUGGCAUUCAAUCUCGCGUGCCUCGCGCGGAGCAACGGGUUUGCCAUGGAUGGCGGCGUGUUUGUGGCUGGACGAGCAAGUCUGCUCAACCACUCCUGUCUGUCCAACUGCACCGUCAGUCUUCGCGCCAAUCGGGUUGUUGUGCGCGCGCAUUCACGCAUCGCGGAGGGUCAAGAGUUGCUCGUGUCCUACCGGGAUUUGCUGCAGGCACGGGUGCAAUGGCAGGCGCAGGUGGAACGUGGCUACCACUUUGCCUGCUCAUGCCUUCGGUGUACAGCCCCGCUCGAUCUGACCCACCCUUUUGGCCAGUUCGAUGCAAGCUUGGUUGCUCUUGAAUUUCGUGGCAAAACCCCGCCCUCCCCCGAGCAACUCGCAGCCGAAGUCAAGCGCAAUCCGGCUUUGCUGCCCUCCGGCAAACCGCGACUGCUGCUCGAUCCAGCCAUGCACGCCCCUGAAGUAUUGGACUUCCAGCAGCGCCUUGCGUCCAUUACCAGCUCCAUGAUUGAAAAGGGAGACCAUCUCGCGGCGGUGAGCGCUCUGACACAAUUGCUGCUCGAGUGCGACCCGAAAGCCACCUCCAGCUCAAAGUCCCCUCCUGCCAAGACCGGGCUGGCAUUGUCCCGCACCCACCAUCUCAUGAUUUCUGCAAAGCGAAAACUUGCCAUGAGCGCCAUGCGCAGCCAGCUCCCGCAAAGGUUUGAUCUUGCCGUCCAGCAGUUUCGCCACAUUUUUGCACCAACCAGCCUUGUCGCGCUGCUUCCUGCGCCUGCAGUCGUUGACCCGAUGGAGGAAUAUGUGCACGCCCUCUUUGGGGCGCUCGAGUGGCGAGCAGAGCACUUUCAGCUCUCGGGCGCCCAAAUCGGCAAUUUCGACCCGAGUGUCGCCGCGUCUCGCACUUCAAACCCCUCCUGCAGCAACCUUGACGAGCUCUACGUCAUUGCUCGCGAGGCGUAUCAUUUUGCCCGGCGCCUCGGAACGCUGAGCGCACAUACUUUGGGCAAGCAAUCUUCGCGCCUCGCGUCCGCGCACCUCGUCGAGCGCAACGCCGAAAUCGUCCUGUCUCACCUGCUGCAGUCGGGAUUCGUCCCGUCCGCAAAGUCACAAGAUGCCACAUUGCGCUAUUGAAGUGGUGGCCGG